Psylliodes chrysocephalus is the source of this 693-nucleotide messenger RNA. Lineage: Eukaryota; Metazoa; Arthropoda; Insecta; Coleoptera; Chrysomelidae. The record is from the annotation of a GenBank genome assembly.
AUGGGAAAACAUAAGAAAAGAAGAAGUCUAUCAUCAAGUGAUUCAGAGAAUCACAUUGAUGUAAAAACAAUUUUAAAACGGCUAAAAAGGCUAGAAAACAAUGCAAGGCAACUAAAACGAUCUCGGUGGCGCAUCCAUGUUUCGAGAUUACGCCAUUCUCGGUCUGCUUCCCCUGCAGGGAGGCUAGCUGGCGCAUCGGAUGAUGAACGAUACAAGCGCGGGUCCAUGCAGGACCGAGAAGCUACACCUGUUAGCUGGUCUCCAGUGUCGUCGCUGAGGGGCGUUAGCCAGGAACGAAUAAAUGCAUUGUCGUUCUCGGAAUUAAGUGAACGGGUUUGUAGCCCGGAUCGAAAGGAGGAAGAAUUAAUCCUUCACAAUGAUAUAGACCUUUCUGAAGAAGUCUUAAGUAUUUUGGGAUCGAAUCCCGAGGAAGCAAAAAAUCAAAGUGUUUCACUGCAUGAUGCACUUAUACCAAGAUGGCGAAAUAAUGUCGUUCAUGGGCUCCCAAGAGAUGAAGCAACCGCAUUGCUUCAUAAAUAUUUGGUCCCCUCCAACUUGCCUAAUUUGACACCGCCGUCAUUGAAUCCAGAAAUUGUGGCAAUUUUAGGAAAAACUAAUUUAAUCAGGUAUGAGUCCCAAAAGGAGUCUCAGUCUCAGGGAAAGGUAUAUAUGUGCGUUAGGUCUACGGCUUAA